Messenger RNA from Danio rerio (zebrafish), 3244 nucleotides. The record is from RefSeq and is a predicted model, not a curated record. Lineage: Eukaryota; Metazoa; Chordata; Actinopteri; Cypriniformes; Danionidae.
AUGAGAAAAGCUGUCAUGUUAGAAACUCAGAGAGAGCAUCCAAAAGGCCAUUAAAGACUAGAAUAACAAGACGUCUAAUACAGUAGACCGAGAUGUGGAGGCCCUUGGAGGGAGUCACAUAAAAAGGCUUAAUGCAUAUCUCCGAGAGAGGAUUAGUGCUACUGUGGUGGAGAUAAAGCUGCCAUCGGGGGUUUUAUUUCCCAGCUGACUACUGCAAACCAACACUAAAAACAGUUUCCCUAGGGUUGUUGGAAGAGAUCUGCAGAUGGGUCAGAGUUUGUGGAGGGUGGCGAGGAACCAGCAGCUGCAGCAGCAGUACAGUGAACAGUGUUUCCUCCAGCGGGACAGAGAGCAUGUCCGGAGGAUGGGGUCUCCACUGGUUGAAGGGCUGCCACAGCGCCGCACACCACAGUGCCAGGUGCCCGGCGCCGACAUCAGUCACUUGCUUCGCGUUCGCAAGGGCAAAGCGGAGCAGGGCUUCAUCGACCUUGAGAUGCUGCCGCCAGAACUCAGCAUCACCAUCCUCUCCUACCUGAAUGCCACUGACCUCUGCCUGGCCUCCUGCGUGUGGCAAGACCUGGGCAGUGAUGAGUACCUGUGGCAGGGCCUGUGCAAGUCCACUUGGGGUCACUGUUCCAUAUACAACCGACGGCUUCCAUCUGGAUUUUCCUACAGAAGGCUCUACUUGGAACUGGAUGAAGGAAGUCUAACCUUUAACGCCAACCCGCAAGAGGGUAUUAGUUACUUCAUGUCCAGAGGUAUUCUUGUGGAGCACCCGAAGGAAAUCGCCAAGUUUAUAUUCUACACCAGAAUGCUGAACUGGAAGAUGCUGCGGAUUUAUCUCGAUGAACGGCGAGAUGUCCUGGAUGAGCUUGUCACACUUCAUAAUUUUAGUAACCAGUUCCUCCCUAAUGCACUGAGAGACUUCUUCAGACACAUUCAUGCCCCAGAGGAGAGGGGCGAAUACCUGGAGACCCUCAUCACCAAGUUUUCACAUCGUUUCUGUGCCUGCAACCCCGCUUUGGUUCAAGAAGUGGGUUUAAGUCCUGACGCAGUGUACGUGCUGUGCUACUCUCUCAUCCUGCUCUCCAUUGACCUGACCAGUCCUCACGUAAAAAACAAGAUGUCUAAGAGAGAGUUCAUUCGAAACACGCGACGGGCCGCUCAGAACAUCAGCGAGGACUUUGUAGGCCACCUCUAUGACAACAUCUAUCUGAUCGGCCAUGUGGCGGCCUAAGCACUACAGCGCUCGACACGUUAGCGAGACAUAAAAAAAACAACAUUAGCAACUUGCACUAGGAAGGAUUCUGCUUUAAGAAGGACCACUGUCAGGUCAUUUUAAAACUGAAGUCUCAAGAAUUUAGCUCUCAGUAUGAUGUGCUGCAUUUCUACUAAGCAGAGGGCAGGCCACGAUGUGAAGAAUCCGCAAAGCAAGUUAGUUGUUAGCAGGCUAGCAAUGGUAGCAUAUACCGCUAAAACAUGCAAAAACCUUGUAGCUACGUGAAGAUAUACGAGAUAAGCUAUGAAGUCAGUUAUAAAGCUGAAUGUAGGCUUUAUGGGGUUUGAGUCAAAUUUACGACUAUUUCCUUCCUCGCUGUUCUUUUUUUUGGGGGGGAAGGGGAGGGAGUUCAUGCUUAUCAAAUGAAUGUCAGCUUCUUAUGCUAUUCAGGCAAGGUUAAUGACAUUCAGUCCACGGUCACUGUGAUAUAACAGACUAAAACAGCAGAACUCUGAUAUCGGUGUCGAACAAAAGCAUUUUUAAUUCUGUCUGUAAUUUCUUGUUUUAGGAGACUUUGUGUUUGUGCAUCGUCACUUAUGUCUCGUCUUCUUUUAGAAGAGUAAAACCCACCAGACAUUGUAUGCACUGAAUUUUUUAUUAUCUAUCUUUCUUUGUUUUGGUCUCUUUUUUUUCUCUUUUUUUUUUUUUUUUUUUUGGAGUUUCAGAGAAUCUAUUAGGUAUGGAUUUGAAUAAAAUUGUUUUAUUCUAUUAAGGUCUGAUUUCUAGCAAAUUUAAAAUAAAAGAAUUGUCAUUUAUUUUUAUUUUUUGAAAACAACAGAAUAACAAAUGAUUUAAUGUGUUGUGACUGAAAAUCAUGGUUAUUCCACAAAAUAUUGCUUUCUUUACUUUUCUGAAUUAUUGAAAAAGUUAUUUUAUUUAUUUACUGCAUCACAAAAUGACAAUAUUUUAAAUUUGGAAGAAAUGCCACCAGUAGCUUAUAGAAUAAGUCUCAUUUCAAAUAAAACAAUAUUGUCAUUUAGGAUAUUUGUUUCUCAAAGAAAAAAGACAGAAUAACAAAUGUUUUCAUUUGUUGUGAUAAAAAGUCAGGCUUAUUCCACAGAAUGCUGCUUUAUUUACUCUUCAGAUUUGUUUAAUUAUUAUUUUUUUUAUUUAAUUCAACAAAAAAUGACAAUGUUUAUUUUAAAUUUGGAAGAAAUAUCAUCAGUUGCUUAUAGAAUAAACCAAAUUUACAUUUUACUGAGACGUGACUGAGAUUUUAGGUGAUCUCUUCAUUUUUCCCUUAGCUUUAUAUAAAGUAUAAAGACACUUGAUAUACAAUGAUUUUUUUUCUAAUAAUACAUUUGACAGCUACUGUUUAAGUUAAUUAUUUUCUUUCAGUUCAUUGAUGUGGGUAUUUUUCAUGCAUUUCAGGCUUUUCUUUUAUUUAGACUUUCAAUUGGGUGCCAAUAAUGAGGAACAAUUACUAAACAUACACAACUAUAAGGAAAACAUUAUUAUUCGCACGGGCUGCAUAUAGUUUAAUGUAAUAUUGACCAUUUUAUUUGCACAUAAUGUACAUAUUUAAGUAUAGAGAUUUAUAAACAUGAAAUUUUAUUUUGGAGUAUUUUAAGACUAUAAGACUUAAAAGAGUGAAUUCUCUUUUGCACUUUUUUUUGCAUAUUUACAAUGUUAUGAGCGCUCAGCAAACUGCUACAUCCUUUUAUUUGUGAAGUGUCAUACCAACGAAGCCUAAAUAAUUCUGAUGUUAUCCAGUGCUGAAUUAACUGUAAAUCUAAUAUCAGAUUACAGCUCAUCUUUCCCUGGUUCUUUUUGUCUUCUUUUCUUUUAAUGCUCUGCAUUCAUUAGGUAAUUAUCCAGCAAAUAAAAUUCUCUUUGAACAAAUGUUCUUAACUGUAAUUAAACAGUAAAAAAAGAUUUGUUUAAUAUAGGUUUCAGAAUGAUAACACUGGACUAACGCACUUAUAGAUUGUAUAUCAUUAAAAUAAAAGUUUGAAAAUCCCUGUA